Messenger RNA from Chaetomium fimeti, 1022 nucleotides. RefSeq lists its product as uncharacterized. Gene Ontology annotation, molecular function: oxidoreductase activity. NCBI's taxonomy places the organism in Eukaryota, Fungi, Ascomycota, Sordariomycetes, Sordariales, Chaetomiaceae. The record is from RefSeq and is a predicted model, not a curated record. Bases 1 to 870 code for a protein of 289 amino acids. Gene Ontology annotation, cellular component: cytosol. The transcript has 3 exons.
AUGGCCGCCCCUUACCCAUCCCCAACCUCCACGUGGCGCAACAACACGUACGAGUCCCUCUCGCCAACCCGCCCCGAGCUCUCAGCCAAGGGCAAGACGGUGCUCAUAACAGGAGGGGCCACCGGCAUCGGGGCCGAGACAGCCCGCACCUUUGCCGAAGCGGGGUCGUCGCGGAUCGCCCUGGUCGGGCGCCGGGAGCAGCCGCUUCUCGAAACGCAAGCGGCCAUCCAACGCGAGUUCCCCGGCGUGGCCGUGUUCGUGGCGCCGGCCGACGUCACGCGGAAGAGCGAGGUGGACGCGGCCUUUGCCGGGUUCCUGGGCGGCGACGGGACGCUCGACGUGGUGGUCAGCGGCGCGGCCGUGAUAGGCCCGUUCGAGCCCGUCGGCGAGGUCGACGGCGAGCGACUCAUCGACACCGUCAACGCCAACCUCAGGGGCGCCUUGUUCGAUGCCGUGGUGGUCAAUGUCUCGUCGUCAGCGGCUCAUGUCAACUUUGGGCCUGGCCUUGCUGCCUACAGUGUUGCUAAGAUGGCUGCCGUGCGGCUCUGGGACUCGUUGGGUUCUGCGAACCCCGGGCUGAGCGUCUUCCAUCUCCAGCCUGGGGUGGUGGAUACGGAUAUGAAUAAGGAAGUGGGGGGUGUUAAGGCUCUGGGCAACGAGGACCACGUUUCCCUGCCGGCCACCUUCAUUAUUUGGCUUGCUAGCCCCGAGGCGCGUUUCUUGACGGGCAAGUUUUUGUGGUCGAACUGGGAUGUGGAUGAACUCAAAACUCGCCGCAGCGAGUUGGAGUCGAGCCGGAUGCUCAAUGUUGAUCUUGUGGGGUGGCCGUUUGGGGAUACCAGCUUCAAGGCUGGAUGGAGUAGUGAUUAACUAGACGCUGCACGUUGAUGUAUCUGCACAAAGUCCGAGGAGGCGCAAUCAUCUUUUCUUAGCUCUCUCUGCAACUGUGGUUUGGUAGUUCGGAGAAAAGAGUUCAGACCACUGCCAAGUUCGAACAAGCAAGCAAAUCCUCAUUAGGCGGG